Melozone crissalis (California towhee) is the source of this 2733-nucleotide messenger RNA. RefSeq names its product glypican 5 (gene GPC5). Lineage: Eukaryota; Metazoa; Chordata; Aves; Passeriformes; Passerellidae. Gene Ontology annotation, cellular component: plasma membrane; extracellular region; cell surface. The coding region runs from base 23 to 1747 and encodes 574 amino acids. The record is from RefSeq and is a predicted model, not a curated record. The transcript has 8 exons. Gene Ontology annotation, biological process: positive regulation of canonical Wnt signaling pathway; cell migration; regulation of protein localization to membrane.
CAGCUGGCGGCGGUCGCGGGCCAUGGGGGCCAAGAGCCUCUGCCUCGGCGUCCUGACCGUCGCCGUCCUGCUCCUGGCCGCCGCCUCGCAGGGUGCGGAGCCGCCGCCGAGCUGCGAGGCGGUCCGGAAAGUUUUCCAGCUGCGGCGGCUCGGCCCGCUUGGCGGCGUCCCGGAGUUCCCGCGGGCAGGUGUUGAUCUCCAGGUUUGUACUUCUGAAAAUUCAACAUGCUGUACAAAAAAGAUGGAAGAAAGGUAUCAGAUUGCAGCAAAGCAAGAUAUACAGCAAGCGCUUCAAACAUCAAGUGCUACAUUAAAAUUUUUAAUAUCUCAUAAUGCAGCUGCUUUUCAAGAAACCUUUGAAAUGCUCAUCAGACUGGCUGAGAAUUACACCAGCACACUUUUCUGCAAUGCGUAUAGAAACAUGGCUGCUGAGGCUGCUGUGCACGUGCAGGAGUUUUUCACAGAUGUUGGGCUCUUCCUAUUUGGCACAGAUGCCAGCACAGAGGAAUCUGUGAAUAGAUUCUUUGACACCCUGUUUCCAGUAGUGUACAACCAUGUGAUUAACCCUGGUCCGACUGACAUUUCCCUGGAGUACGCGGAGUGCCUCCGAGCGGCGAGAAGAGACAUCAGGCCCUUUGGCAGCGUUCCCAGAAAGGCCGUAGGGCAGAUGGGACGAUCACUCUUACCCAGCCGGAGGUUCUUGCAGGCUCUGAACCUGGGGGUUGAAGUGAUCAACACGACAGACCACCUGCCCUUCUCCAGAGAGUGCAGCAGGGCUUUGCUGAGGAUGCAGUACUGCCCCCACUGCCAGGGGCUGACGCUGAGCAAGCCCUGCCUGGGCUACUGCCUCAACAUCCUCCGGGGCUGCCUGGCCCACCUAGCAGAAGUUGAUCUCCACUGGCAGGGCUACAUCCAGGCCCUGGAGCAGCUCUCAGGAGCCCUGAGUGGAGCACACAGCGUCGAGCACGUGCUGCUGAACUUCCAUUCCCUCGUCCACGACGCUCUGGUACAGGCUCGGAUCAACGGGCCAGAGGUAUCUGAGCAGGUCAAUAAGAUAUGUGGUCCUCCUGUGAGGAAGCCUAAACAAUCUCCAGGUUGCUCCUUUGAUCAGAACAAAGAUAAUCAAGUGUUGAAGAUGUUCUCCAGAGACAGUGAGCAAACACUCACCAACAGAAGAAAGGAGUUCAUCAGGCUCCUGCGGCCGUACAGAGCCUUUUACAGCGGCCUGGCGGAUCAGCUGUGCGCCAACGAGCUGGCAGCCGCCGACGGGCUCCCCUGCUGGAAUGGAGAGGAUCUCGUAGGAAGCUAUACGCACCGUGUGGUUGGCAGUGGAAUCAAAGCUCAGUCUGCAAAUCCAGAAGUAAAAGUGAAGGAAACAGAUCCUGUAAUAAGUCAAAUUAUUGACAAGCUGAAACAUGUUAUUCAGCUGUUGCAGGGCAAAUCAUUUCCAAAAUAUGACAAAUGGGAUCUGCAACAGACAGGCAGUGGUGGAGGUGUAGAUGAACAAAUCAGUGGUGAUUGUGAUGAUGAAGAUGGUUGUGGAGGAUCUGGAAGUGGAGAAUUCAAAAGAGUCCUGAAAAUAACAGACCGGAUGCCAGACAAGACGAACCUCAGUGACGUAAAGCAAAUCCAUCAAACCAACGAUGGCAACACUUUAGACACAACUGGAGCAGGAUGUACAGCAAUGGCCGAUUAUGUGACAUUUAUGCUGAUUAGUUUGGUAAUACUGCUUCUCACUCUUUGGUAACUGCUUAUUUCUGGCUUGAUAUAUGUAUCUCAUUGUCAUCUAUUUAUCCCUACUCACAAGCCUGGAAUAAGGGAUCUGGUGAAUAUAGCAAUAUUUAUGAUAUCUUGUAUAAGAUCAGCCAGUGAUCUUAGCCCUGAAUAUUAACAAAGAGUUUUGUGUAAUAUUUUUUCUGUGUUUUUUUUUUAAACACCUGUAUAGUCAUAAAAAGUCAUGUUUUCUUUUUUAAUAUUUUAUGUUGAAAAUAAGUUGUCUAUGAUAAUCUUUCUCUUAAAAGCAAUCUGUAAAAGAAGAAUAUUACCAAGUUUGAAAUGGUCUCUGGAGAUCAUCUAGACCAACCCUGUGCUCAUAGUAGACUCACUUCUUGCAAGUUUCCUAAGACCAAGUACAGUUGACAUUGGAAUGUCUCCAAGGAGGAAGACUUUACUGAUUCCCUGGGCUAACUGUACCAGUGCUUCAACACUCCUAGCAGAUAUUUUUUAGCUACUGCAUUUCAGUUUGUGCCUCUUGCCCAUUUUGCCCACUGAGCCCUGCCACGGCACCAAGGACAAGAGUUUGGUUCCAUCUUCUUUUCUCCCUUUAUCAGGUAUUUAUACAUUUUCAAAAGAUCCCUCUCUGCAUCUUUUCCAGGCCAAACAGACCCAGCUAUCUCAUCCACUCCUUGCACAAGUUUUGUUCCCAUACCUUAAAAAUUUUCAUGCCCUUUGCAGGAAUCCAUCCACUGUGUCCAUGUCUCUCUUGUCAUUGUCCCUGAGAGAUCAGACCCUAACGUAGCACUGUAGAUGUGUCCCACUAGUGGAGAACAGAGGGGAAGGAUCGAUCACCUUCUUUGACCUGCUGAUAUUUUUCCUGAUUCAGCCCAGAAGGUAGUUGGCUCUCUUUGCUGCAAGGGCACAGUGUGAGCUCUUUUUCAGCUUGGAAUCCCUUAGGGCCACAAAGUUCUUCUCUGCAAAACUGCUUUUCAACCUGCAGGCACCAGCCUGUACAGG